Molecule: messenger RNA, 1979 nt
Organism: Mercurialis annua (annual mercury)
Lineage: Eukaryota; Viridiplantae; Streptophyta; Magnoliopsida; Malpighiales; Euphorbiaceae
Exons: 14
Coding region: 190-1722 (510 amino acids)
Cellular component (GO): chloroplast envelope
Source: RefSeq, a predicted model, not a curated record
AAAAGUUGAGACACUAGUACUACAAUUUGUUCAAUUCCAAAUUUGUGAGCCACUCGACACUUUCUAAGCCACUCAACUCCAUUACUGAUUCUUCUUCUUUUCCAGAAACAACUCUCAAUUUCAUUAUCAUUACUAUUUAUGGCUAAUCCUUUUAAUUCUUCUUAAAACCAAUUAACAAGACAUUAAAUCAUGGCAUCAAUUUCCACAUGCUUCACACUAUCUCCCAAAUCACGGUUAAUUUCCCUUUCAUCUCGACUAAAACCCCCCGAUUCUUCUUUCACCACAAGAUUUCAAUCUCUUCCAUUCCCCCCUAAAUUUUCAAAUUCUAGGGUUAGGGUUAGGGUUAAGGUUAGGGCAAGCAGUGAAGUAAUUAGGCCUCCAGGAGGUUUAGUAGAGACCGAUAAAUUGCCUGCUGAUGUUAGGAAGCGUGCAAUGGAAGCUGUUGAUGCAUUUGGAGGCAGAGUGACCAUUGGUGAUGUGGCUAGUAAGGCUGGUCUUACUUUAAACCAAGUUCAGAAAGCUCUUCAAGCUCUUGCUUCUGAUACUAAUGGCUUUUUGGAGGUUUCGGAUGAAGGUGAUGUGCUUUAUGUUUUCCCUAAAGACUACCGCUCAAAGCUUGCAGCGAAGUCAUUUAGGAUGAAAAUUGAACCUUUGGUUGAUAAGGCAAAGACCACUGGAGAAUAUCUUAUUAGAGUUUCUUUUGGCACUGCAUUAGUUGCCUCCAUAGUUCUGGUUUACACAACCAUAAUCACCCUUCUAUCAAGUAGAAGUGAGGAGGACAAUCGUGGAAGACGUGGAGGCAGAUCAUAUGGUUCAGGAAUGUCCUUCUAUUUUAAUCCUGCUGAUCUGUUUUGGUACUGGGAUCCAUAUUACUAUAAGAGGCGACAGAUUAACAAAGAUGAUGACAGGAUGAACUUCAUUGAAUCUGUCUUCUCAUUUGUCUUUGGAGAUGGUGAUCCUAAUCAAGGAAUUGAAGAAGAGAGGUGGAAGUUGAUUGGACAAUACAUUUCCUCUAAUGGUGGUGUCGUCACGGCUGAAGAACUUGCACCAUUUCUUGAUUUACAAACUUCUGAUAAAACUGUGAAUGAUGAAUCAUACAUCUUGCCAGUUCUUCUACGCUUUGAUGGUCAGCCAGAGAUUGAUGAAGAGGGCAACAUUCUUUAUCGAUUUCCUUCACUUCAGCGUACAGCUUCUUCCCAGAGGAGUCAGAAGAAGGAAAAUGUGGGUAGAAGAUGGGCAGAUUGGGUUGGAGGGUUUGAGAGGUUCUUUAUUGAGAGCAAAUGGCAAUUCAGUAAAACUGGUGCAUCAGAGAGAGCAAUGGUCAUUGGAUUGGGCGGAAUCAACCUCUUCGGUAUCAUUGUUCUUGGAGUCAUGUUAAAGGAAGUUACUGUUACGCAAUUUGGGCUAAUCAAUUUUGUGUCUGGCAUAUUUCCUAUACUUCAGGUAUAUGCUGGUUCUUUCUUUGCUAUUCCUUUGAUCCGCUGGUUCCUUGUCCGUCAGAGGAAUGCUGAGAUAGAGAAGAGAAAUCUGGCAAGGAAACAAUUUGCUCAAAGACUUGAACUGCCUGAUCCUUUACUAAAGCGAAAGCUUCUGAGUGCUCGGGAUAUGGCCCAAAAAACAGUUAUAGGACAGGACCGAAUCGUGUAUUCUACUGACAGAGACAUGAUUGAGCAAGAUGUUGAGGCCCGAGAAUGGGAUAGGAGAUUUCGAGAGAUUGAGUAGUCAGAGAGAGAAACUGUAAUUGGAGGUUGCAUAAUAGAUUUGAAGUUGGAGAAAAUUGCAGCAACAAAAAUUCUGUAAUCUGCUGAUGAUUUAAGGCUGGAUAGCAAUGACAUGUAUAGUGAAGCUGGUUUUUGACAAGCAUUUUGUCCCAUACCUUUUUAAAUAUUAAAAUAAUUCAUAUAUGUAUUUAUCAUCACAUGUGUAUCAUCUCCCCUUCAUUCAAUUAAUUUAAGCAAUUUAGAGAGAAUUUUAAAUCA